UUCCUGGUUCCAGGUGCCGUCCCCACUGUAACCUGAGCUGAACUGUAUUAAUAAAUAAUGCAUCUGAACCAGUCAGCUCAUCAGUCAGCUCGUGAGAGAGGUAGCGACGGCUCGCCCUCCAAAAGGACGGACACACACACACACACACACACACACACACACACACACCGAACAGGACGCGACUACACAGCGCCGGAGAUAACGCACAGUUUUCAGGUUAAGGAUUCAAUUUCUGUAGUUUCUAUAUUCUUUAUUUGGCCGGGUCACCUGGAGCAACCUCACCCAACCAUGAAUCCUGAAUACGACUACCUGUUCAAACUUCUUCUGAUCGGUGACUCUGGAGUCGGAAAGUCUUGUCUGCUGCUUCGCUUUUCGGACGACACCUACACCGAGAGCUACAUCUCCACCAUCGGAGUCGACUUCAAGAUCAGGACCAUCGACAUGGACGGGAAGACGGUGAAGCUCCAGAUUUGGGACACCGCAGGUCAGGAGAGGUUUCGAACCAUCACCUCCAGCUACUACAGAGGAGCUCACGGCAUCAUCAUCGUCUAUGACGUCACAGAGCAGGAGUCCUUUAACAACGUGAGACAGUGGCUGGACGAGAUCGAACGCUACGCGUGUGAGAACGUCUCCAGGCUGCUGGUGGGGAACAAGUGUGACCUGGUCAGCAAGAAGGUGGUGGACGCCGCCACCGCUCAGGACCUGGCCUCGUCUCUACAGAUCCCCUUCCUGGAGACGAGCGCCAAGAACGCCGCCAACGUGGAGACGUCUUUCCUCACCAUGGCCUCGGAGAUCCACAAGCGGCUGGCCAGCGAGGGGGCGGGGAUGCAGGGCCAGCCGACCGCCGCCAAGGGCCAGAGCGCCAAGAUCAACAGCGCCCCCGUGUGGCUGGGCGGCGACAAACAGACGCAGGAGGCCGGCAACUGCUGCUGAGCCGGGAAACGACGCGUCGGGUCUUGAUGAGAGAUGUGACUUUACAGGAGGAAUGAUGUGUUGUUAGUUUGGCUACCAUAUAUUUCUGAGUUUCUUAGCUUUUUUGUGUUCUGCUUCAUUAUCAAGAGACAAACCGAGGACAGAGAUUAUAGCCAAACAGUUGCGGGUGACAAGGUUUGGGAGAAGUUCUUUUUUAAAUACAUGGAGGAUCAUUUACUUCAUCACUUCUUUAACUCAAGAUUAAAGACAUUUGUAGUAGUUUCAGAAGCAAAUGUGGAAUAUUUUCAAAAUACGUGACGAAUUUUCUUGCAGAAAUGUGACGUUAGCAGUCGGUCGAACAUUUUGUAAAAUCAGUUUGUUUCAGUCAAUAAAAAUACAUGUGAGGAGUCUAAAACGGAUAUAAAACAAGGUUUUAACAAACUUAUGUGUAAAUAUGUUCAACAUACAAGUAUGUUUUCUGAUCCAUCCGCUCCCUGGUUCAGAAACAUCGACUGGUUGUACGAGACGUUGGCAGAGACAUAUUGUAUUAUUGUGUUUGGUUUAUUCCAAAACAUUUAUCGCGGCACGAUGAAGCACAAUGCUCGUCUCCAUCCUUUGUCCCUGGGCGUGUUCACAAUAUAAUGUAUUUACUGUAUCCGCUACUGAAGAGGAACGUAGACUUACGCUGAGGCCGAGCGGACACACGGAUGAUUUGCUCGACUGUUCGUCUCGGUGCAGAAAUAACUUCGUGUUUUUUACUCAUCGCGGAAUUUACCGUCAAAGGAGCAAAAACGGGAGGUUACGUCAUCUGGAGAUCUGUUUCACUUCAGUUAUAACUCUGUCUAAUGUUCAGUCACAGCAGCGUCCAGAUUAAUAAUCCUUCAAAAGGGUCAACGAAAAAACACCCAGAUGCAAUUAUUGCAACUGAGACAAAUUGCUGGACAUUCUCAGCUCAUAUUAGUCUGACAAACAUCACUCGGGGACAUGAAGGGAUAUGUCAUAAUUACCUUUAUUAGAGCUCAUUUUUCACACGGAUCAAUAUUGUUUUCUCACAUAUGACACAAUGAUUCACUGCACAUUCAUCGCUAUGUUAUUAGCAGGACGGUAUUUCCACCAACAGGAAUCACUCGUAGGAUUCAGAAUCGAAAGCUUAACUGGAACAAAUACCACAAUAGGUCUACGUCAGAAUAUGACUCCGAAAUUGUAAAUGAUAUUCCGACUCUGGGGAGGAGGAGGACUCCUCGGGAAGAGUCUGAGCGUCAUGUUUCACCACACUGUCGCCAGCAAAGUAGAAAAGAUGAACAUGUGAGCAUUUAUCAAGGAAAAGAAAAAUCAAAAUGCAGAAUAUAUGACCAGUUUAUGAACGGGAUUCAUGCAGUUCCUGAAUGAAUAUAUGCAAAAAACAUUAAAUUCCCAAAUUACUCCAAAGCUUGAAAGACAGUUAUCGUGUCGAUGCACCACUAACAGUGUAAGUUGUAAGAAUUGUCAUUGUGUAUAAUUAAACACCAGUAGUUUUUCGCUCA
This is a messenger RNA of Scophthalmus maximus (turbot), 2435 nucleotides long. Its product is annotated as ras-related protein Rab-1A-like. Bases 58 to 933 code for a protein of 291 amino acids. The transcript has 6 exons. Gene Ontology annotation, molecular function: GTPase activity; GTP binding. NCBI's taxonomy places the organism in Eukaryota, Metazoa, Chordata, Actinopteri, Pleuronectiformes, Scophthalmidae. Gene Ontology annotation, biological process: regulation of exocytosis; protein secretion. The record is from RefSeq and is a predicted model, not a curated record.